Molecule: messenger RNA, 948 nt
Organism: Didymodactylos carnosus
Lineage: Eukaryota; Metazoa; Rotifera; Eurotatoria; Philodinida; Philodinidae
Source: the annotation of a GenBank genome assembly
AUGUUCACCAUCUCUAUAGUUUUGAAUCAGAGAUCAGCCUCAAUCGUAUGUCGCCAAGAUAAUGCUCAUGAAGACGCAAUAUGGUCUGGUUGUUGGGCAAAAAGUUUGAGGGAUGGAUCAGAACAUAUCAUUAGUGGCUCGAUUGAUGAUAAAGUCAAAAUUUGGUCAUGGUACAAAGAAAAACUCGAACUAAAACAUACAUGUGCUGGUCAUCGUCUUGGUAUCGUUUCUGUUGAUGUUAACCCACACGGAACGGUUAUUGCAACGUGUGCGUUAGAUGCACAAAUAAAAUUAUGGGACAUUGAAAGUGGAAAACUGAUACGAGAUAUUGAUGCAGCACCAGUGAAUGCAUGGAGUUUAGCAUUUUCUCCUGAUGGACAUUAUAUUGCUACAGGAAGCUUUGGUGGUAAAGUGGAUUUAUACAAUUUUGAGAAUGGACAAAAAGAAAUGACAUUAGAUACUCAAACAAAAUUUGUGUUAAGUGCCAUUUAUAGUCCUGAUGGAAAAUUGAUUGCAUGCGGAUCACAAAAUGGUUUUGUUAACAUAUUCGAUGUACCUACAGGAAAAUUAUUACAUACAGUCGAAGGUCAUGCAAUGCCAAUUCGAGCGUUAGCAUUUUCUCCUGAUUCUCAGGUGUUAGCCUCAGCAUCCGAUGAUUGUCACAUUCGAUUAUAUGAUAUUCAUAAUGCUCAGCCAUCAGGUGUCUCAAUGAUGUCUGGGCAUAGUUCAUGGGUAUUGAGUGUAGCAUUUAGUUCAGAUAAUCAACAUUUAAUCUCAUCUUCUUCGGAUAAAUCUGUCAAAAUUUGGGAUACAAAAGCAAAACGUUGUGUUUAUACCUCUUGUGAACAUUCUGAUCAAGUUUGGUGUGUUCGAUACAAUUAUUCUGGUACUCAAUUUGUGUCAAUGUCUCAAGAUAAAAGUAUUUUAAUUCAUUCGUUUAAUCGAUAA